Messenger RNA from Pristis pectinata (smalltooth sawfish), 2543 nucleotides. RefSeq names its product succinyl-CoA:glutarate-CoA transferase (gene sugct). Gene Ontology annotation, molecular function: catalytic activity. The record is from RefSeq and is a predicted model, not a curated record. Lineage: Eukaryota; Metazoa; Chordata; Chondrichthyes; Rhinopristiformes; Pristidae.
CCUCCCCCUCCCCUCCCCCCUCCCGGGCCGGUUCCAGCGGUGCACCUUUCCGGCGUGCGGUGAGGCGGCGAUGGGCAGAAGGUGAACCGUGUCCGGACGGGAGAUGCUGCGGUGGCGGCGGGCGGCGGCGGCGGCGGGCUGGCGUUGGGCCUGCCGGCGGCUGAGCGCAGGAAAUGUGAAGCCAUUAGAAGGAGUAAAAAUCCUAGAUCUCACAAGGGUGUUAGCAGGACCAUUUGCUACAAUGAUCUUGGAGACUGGUGCAGAGAUCAUCAAAGUAGAAAGACCAGGUGCGGGUGAUGAAACCAGAGCUUGGGGUCCACCGUUUUGUGGGAACAGAAGCAUCUACUUCCUUAGUGUAAAUCGAAAUAAAAAGAGUAUAGCAGUAAAUCUGAAGAAUCCUCAUGGGGCCCGUAUAAUAAAAGAUUUGGCAUCUGUUUGCGAUGUAUUGAUUGAAAAUUAUGUUCCUGGGAAACUGGCAGAAAUGGGCCUUGGAUACAAAGACAUAGAAGAGAUUGCUCCACACAUAGUAUACUGUUCAAUUACAGGUUAUGGACAAACUGGCCCAAUGUCCCAGCGUGCAGGUUAUGAUUCAGUUGCGUGUGCUGUGUCUGGCCUUAUGCACAUCACUGGUCCACAGGAUGGUGACCCUGUUAGGCCUGGAGUAGCCAUGACAGACCUAGCUACAGGUUUAUACAGUCAUGGAGCUAUAAUGGCAGGGCUGCUACAGAGAGAGAAGACUGGAAGAGGUCUAUAUAUUGACUGCAAUUUGCUUUCAUCCCAGGUUGCUUGCCUCACCCAUGUGGCUGCAAAUUAUCUCAGUGGUGGUAAAGGAGCUAAGCGAUGGGGCACAGCACAUGAGAGCAUUGUUCCUUACCAGGCUUUUAAGACAAAGGAUGGUUACCUUGUGAUUGGAGCUGGGAAUGAUCAGCAGUUUGCAACUGUUUGCAAGAUCUUAUCAUUAACUGCUUUAAGUGAAGAACCGAGGUACAAGACAAACAAGCUCCGGGUUCAGAAUAGAGGAGAACUAAUUGAUGUCCUGUGUGCAAGAUUUUCAGAGAAGACAACACAAGACUGGUUGCAACUGUUUGAAGGUAGUGGUGUACCAUAUGGUCCAAUAAACAGCAUUCAGCAAACAUUCUCCGAACCACAGGUUAUUCACAAUGACCUCAUUUUAGAAAUGUACCAUCCAACUGCAGGGAGCAUAGCUGUUCCAGGUCCUGCUGUCAGGUUUAGUGACUUCAAGAUAUCAGAUCCAAAGCCACCGCCUCUGAUUGGACAGCACACCGUCGAAGUACUGAAGACAAUGCUGGGUUAUAGUGAGAGCUCCAUCAACGAAUUGCUUGCAGCUGGAGUAGUUACCCAGCAUGAACUAAAUUGAAGGCUAAUCUGUAUUACACAAGUGAUCUUAAUCUUUCUGAGAACAACCACUUUCACACUUCAAUUGAGAUCUUUGCUAAUUGAAUACAACAAAUGAUUCAUGGUAAAUUAAAAGAAGGGUCCCUGACCCGAAACGUUGACCGCCUGCUUUUCUCCACGGAUGCUGCCUGGCCUGCUGAGUUCCUCCAGCAUCAUCAUGUUUUUAAUCUAGAUUCCAGUGUCUACAGUCCUUUGUUUCUCAAGGUAAAUUAAACUCCAGGUUGUUAGAAGGCUAAUUUGCUUUAAUAUAAUUAACUACAGAACGGUAAAUGAAGAUAUAUAAUAGAUGUGAUUUUUUUUUAUUUACAGCGUGGUAGCAGGCCCUUCCGGCCCAAUGAGUCCGCGCCGCCCAUUUUAAACCCCAAAUUAACCUACCCGUACGUCUUUGGAAUGUGGGAGGAAACCGGAGCACCCGGAGGAAACCCAUGCAGACUUGAGAGAAUGUACAAACUCCUUACAGACAGCGACGGGAAUCGAAUCCCGAUCGCUGGCACUGUAAUAGCGUCGCGCUAACCGCUACGCUACCGUGUUGCCCCCUAACCACUAUGCUACCGUGCCGCCCCUUGGUGUGGCUCUUCAUAGGUGAUGUCUUAAUAGAAUUCAAAAUAGUUGUUCAGAGAUCUUUAGACAGAUGUCUUGAAGUGCACAGAAUUUAUGAAUGCUGUGGUGUUUGUGUUGCGCAAAUCCAACCACUUUAAUUUAAUGGAAAUUUGACUUCCCCAAGCCAGCAACAUUGUCUGACAUGUGGCUGAGACACAAAAUGUCAGUGAAAAUAAAUGCAAGGCCACUUUGAACCUGCCAAAGCCCUGCUGCUAGACACUGCUCAUACAAUACAUAAGUUCAUUGCAAUACAACACUACAAUUUUAAUGACAGAAAUUUUCUUUUAUCAUAAUGCAAAUAAAAAGAAUUGAAAAGGAUUUUUAAGAAGCUAAUUUUGUACUUCCGUAAUAUGUUGAAAGUUAACUGAUAAAGCUGUUAUUAUAUCCCGCAUUUCUUACUGGAAUCAAUUAUCUACACUACAGUAUGUAAAUUGUUUACUUACCAUUAGUUUGGACAAGCUCACAGAUAUUGUUGGAAUAAACAUUUCUAUCUAUUUUAUGUGGCUUUUUUUUGAUACAAACAUUUC